This is a messenger RNA of Rhopilema esculentum, 1883 nucleotides long. The record is from RefSeq and is a predicted model, not a curated record. Lineage: Eukaryota; Metazoa; Cnidaria; Scyphozoa; Rhizostomeae; Rhizostomatidae.
UCAGUAAUGAGUGAAGGUGUAGGCUUGGGCCUAUUUCUAAUGAUAAGAGAUCAAGUGAAUGCAAGAUUAAAAUUCAACAAAAUUCAAAAAUAAAACAGACCCUUACCUCUGCCGAAUCUUCAAGCAUUUCUUCGUCUAUAUCAGGACCAAAAUAAUCAAAUUCCAUCUUUUCUACCACAAUCAACUGCGACCUUCGCUUUUCUUCCAAAAAAUAUGCUGAACCGGAAAUGAGGAUACCCUACAACUUUUUCGAUAACACUGUUGUGAAGAUGAGAAUAAUCGCCUUUUGUUCUCAGCUCAGUGUCCUAUCCAGUCUCCCUUCCACGAUCUUUGAUUGGACUUCAAAUGUGUCUAUUUGUAGACAAAAUUAAAUACUGUUGUUAUAAGUCAUCAAGCAUAAACUUGUAUCUUCAUAUUUGUGUGAUGAAUAACCUGACAUCAAUUUCAACUUUGAAUUAAACUGAUGUACAUUUUCACCCUCUUUAUUUUAUUUCCUGUAUAGUCAAAUGAAUGCAAAGGUAGUUCCAAUAUGGAGUUGCUUGGUGCUAAGCGAUGUUUUGGAUACCUAAAUGAUGCCGGGAUAGAGGUCUCCAAUUUUAUAUCAGACAGACACUGAGUGGCCAAAUGGAUAAGGGAGUCUUUACCACAUGUCUAUCAUUAUUAUGAUAUUUUGCAUGUUGCACGUACCUUAACCAAGAAGGUAACAAUAGCUAGCAAGGAGAGAAAUUGUGAGAUAUUGGGUACCUGGUGUUCAGCAAUCCGCAACCACCUCUACUGGUGUGCAACAUCGACAAAGGAAGGUUUUGGGAAACUCAUUGUGGCAAAAUGGAAGGCUUUCUCAAAUCACAUCCAGAACAAGCACAACAACCACGAAGACAAACUGUUUCAGAGGUGUGCACAUGGAGAACUAGAUCAUAAACGUAGAUGGAUUCUCAAUGGAACUACUGCAUAUGACAAGAUUCAGCCAAUUCUAAUGAAUCAAAGCCUUCUACAAGACAUUGCGAAAUUGUCAUCAAAUGCACAAACCAGCUGUCUUGAGGGUUACCACUCUACACUGAACCAAUGGCACCCAAAAAUGACACAUUACUCCUGGAUUGGCUCUCUGUGCAGUUGGUUAAGUCUGUUCUAAUUAGAGAAGAGGUUGAAAGAGAUGCAGAAGAUGAGGACAGUCCACAAGCAGCCAGUGAAUCUGAUCAGGAUGUGCAGCUUUCAGAUGAGUCAGCUGUUCAAAAGCAACGCGAUUUUGGGUGUCAAGCUGAAUCUCCUUGCACAUCAUGUACAAAGCUGAAAUCAGUGGAGAAUAAAUUGACGCUAUGGAAGAGAAAGUGGAGGCUGCUGCAGUGGAGACUGAGGUAUCAAAAGAGCAAGCAAGCAUUAAAAGCCAAUCCGCCAAAGAUUGUUUCUGCCACUAAGGAGAUUGAGGAAGAAGAUUUGGACACUGAAGAUGACAUACAUUUCUUUGAAACUGAGGAUGAAAAUGAUGAGGAAUAUGUCAUAGAUAAUGAAACCAGCCCUGAUAUUGACAUAGAAGAUGGUAGAAAUCUACGAGAGCAAUCAAAGUUCAUUGUUUUUCUUUCAAAUCUCCUGCUUUUGUUUACUUUCUGCCCUGCAUGCAAAGCAGACGAUCCGCUCAUUGAAACAAGGCAAAAUGGGACAAUGGUGGAAGUGAAAACAAUCUGCGGAAACAGUAGGUGCAAUAAAAGAGAAAAUGUCUGGAAAAGUCAGCCCUUUUUUGAAAAAACAAAACUGCCUGCUGCCAAUCUUUUGUUGACCUUUGCAGUAGUGACAGCUGGAGCAACAUGGGCAAAAAUUGAGAGAGUGUUUCGCCAUAUGGGAAUGGCUCGUAUUUCAACGUCAGUAUUGUAGGACAAGUGGCUUGGGGG